Messenger RNA from Styela clava, 1942 nucleotides. Its product is annotated as plasminogen-like. Lineage: Eukaryota; Metazoa; Chordata; Ascidiacea; Stolidobranchia; Styelidae. The record is from RefSeq and is a predicted model, not a curated record. Gene Ontology annotation, molecular function: signaling receptor binding; endopeptidase activity.
UUUUUUUUUAAUACAUAAUAUGAAAGCAACUUGAUAGAUUUAUACCUGGUUAUUGCAAAGUUCAUACCGCAAGAAUGAAAUUGCAAAGUUUCGAAGGACAUGUCGCCGUUUUUCUUCUACUGGCGUUAGUCAGAGAUGUAUCGGGAGCUUCAGAAACUUAUGACUGUUGGAAUACGGCUGAUCUUGGGGCAAGUUACCGAGGAAAGAUGGCUGUCACAAAUUGUGGAAAAACUUGUCAACGAUGGGAUUCGCAGAGCCCGCAUAAGCAUACAAGAACCAAUUGCACUUAUCAACAUUCUGAUCUGAUAGAAAAUUACUGCAGAAAUCCGGAUGCAGAAGAUUUCGGACCCUGGUGUUACACUACAGAUGAAGGGUCGCGGUGGGAGUACUGUCCCAUACCCAAAUGCAAUGAGACAAAUUCCAAUACAAAUGAAACUGUCAUUCCAACAUCUCUCCCGCUUUGGAACGAUGAUACAUGUUAUACACCGGAUGAUCUUGGGAGAAGUUAUCGUGGAAUCCUAGCGGUUUCAGAGAGUGGGCGGACUUGUCAACAAUGGGAUUUGCAGGCCCCACACGCUCACACUAGAACCGUAUGCAAUCACCCCGAAUCUGGAUUGAUAAACAAUUACUGCCGCAAUCCCGAUAAUGAACCAAACGGACCAUGGUGCUACACAACGGAUCCAGAGAAGAGAUGGGAAUAUUGUGAAAUACCAAUGUGCUAUCCUGCGUCAACUACACCAACUCCCAAACCAACAACAACAGCAAGUACGACGGAACCUGCCACAACAGCGCCAUACGAAGAAAGAGCUUUGAACACAGCAGUGGAAUGUUUCACAGCAGAAGAUCUUGGUCAAAGUUAUAGGGGACUUGUCUCUGUUUCCAACACUGGGAGAAAUUGCCAGAGAUGGGACGCACAAGCACCACACAGUCAUUCUAGAACUGCAGAAAUCUAUCCUCAUUCUGGAUUAGUAAACAACUUCUGCAGAAAUCCUGAUGCAGAACCAUUGGGACCUUGGUGUUACACAACAGACUCGGAUAAACGUUGGGAAUAUUGUCCAAUACCGAAGUGUGAAUUUGAAACAUGCUUUGCCACGGAGGACAAAGGUGCGAGUUAUCGUGGACAAAUAUCAAUCACAAAAACUGGAAGAAUAUGCCAGCGAUGGGAUUCGCAAACACCACAUGCUCAUACAAGAACAACCUGUACAUAUGCGUUAGCUGGACUGGACAACAAUCAUUGUCGCAAUCCCGAUGGGGAACCCGGCGGACCAUGGUGCUACACGACUGACCCCAACACUAGGUGGGAGUAUUGUGCGAUACCAGAAUGUUCAUGGUUGUCUAAUGCAGCAUCGGCACAGAAUAUGACCUUGGUAAAAGUACUUGUCCCGGUCUUUCUCAUUUUACUUUUGAUCUGCAUUUUGGUUCUUGUCUACGUGUACAGAGGAAAAAUCUUUAUUCAAAAACAACAUCAUCGAGCAGUACGCCUGGCAGAAGAUGGAGACGAGCAAAGAAUCGUUCUUUAAAAUAAAAUCCCGAGCCUCUGCGAGAGUCAUGUAUUAUAUUGUUCUGGCAUAAACAGAUAUCUCGAGUCUCAAAGAUUUACAGCUGCAACUAUACACAUUGUUUUUGAUUCACUCAGCUACUUUCAUUGCGUAAUCUUCUUGUAAUAUUUGAAAAAGUAAGAAUAAAGAAAGUGAUUUUUGUUAUACAGAUAAAAAGACGAGGUGUUAAACAUGUUUGUUUGUAUUAUCAUAUUAUCUGCAACAUCCUGCAAAUCAGUAUAUUUGAACUCCGAAGAAUAUAUAGGAGAGUUUCACCCUAUAAAACCAUAGUUCAUACGAAUUGCAUUUAUUGUAGCAAUUUUUGACCUAUUUUCUCUAAUUUCAUUCUCAAUACAAUUCUUUUGACUCUACCUAGAGCUUCAUAAACUAUUCGUAAAAUUCAA